AUGGGUCUAUCUGUGUCUCGCUUAUUCUUGAAGCUUGGCAAUACUGAACAGACGGUCCCGACUGUUGGAUUCAAUGUCGAGACUAUCAAAUACAAGAACCUCGUGAUGAACACUUGGGACGUUGGUGGACAGGAUAGAAUAAGAGCCCUUUGGAGACAUUACUUUUCCGGCACCGACGCUUUAAUUUUCGUUGUUGACUCGGCAGAUGAAGCUAGACUUCCUGAAGCCAAAAAGGAGCUAUACAAGGUAAUCAACGACAGGGAGUUGACUGGAUGUCUGCUCUGUGUGCUCGCUAAUAAACAGGAUUUGCCCCAUAGUAUGAAACAAGCUGAACUGGCCAAGUUUUUGGAAUUGGAGUCCAUUCAAAACCAUAAUUGGUGUAUCAUUCCAACCGUGGCCACAGACGGUACAGGAUUAAACCAGGCUGACUUCGUGGAAAUAGUUCCAUCGCUAUUUCCGAUACUCAGGCGAAAUUUCACCAAAAUCGCAAUCAAUGAUGAAGUUUCCAUUAUCAGUGACAACUGGACCGGCCUUGCCUGGGAGUCCGGAACGAACGUUUGGCUUACCACCCAAUUUAGAGAGUUCAAGGCUCACUUUCGUGUAGGCCAUUGGAACGACCUCGAUAGGAAUACCUUUUCUCCAGCCCUUACCCAAAAUACCAGUGUCCUUUCUGUAGUCUGCGACCACGAUGAACUGUUUGGCAGAGGCAGCCACCAGCUUCUCUUGGAACAAGCAAGCACCUCCACCCUUAAUUAA
Messenger RNA from Ogataea philodendri, 756 nucleotides. RefSeq lists its product as uncharacterized. Gene Ontology annotation, biological process: intracellular protein transport; vesicle-mediated transport. Bases 1 to 756 code for a protein of 251 amino acids. Gene Ontology annotation, cellular component: cytoplasm. Lineage: Eukaryota; Fungi; Ascomycota; Pichiomycetes; Pichiales; Pichiaceae. Gene Ontology annotation, molecular function: GTP binding; GTPase activity. The transcript is spliced from 4 exons. The record is from RefSeq and is a predicted model, not a curated record.